This is a messenger RNA of Acaulospora morrowiae, 255 nucleotides long. NCBI's taxonomy places the organism in Eukaryota, Fungi, Glomeromycota, Glomeromycetes, Diversisporales, Acaulosporaceae. The record is from the annotation of a GenBank genome assembly.
AUGUCAUACAUAAGUCCUGAGCCAAGAAUUAUGGGAUCUAAGUUCUCUAAAUUUCAUAUUUCAUUGGAAACACGCGACAUUGACAAUUUCUUUAAAGAUUUACCAGCUUCUAAGUGGUCGCUGGGGACUUAUGUCAAUGGAAUUAUCGAAGGCCCAGACAGUGAUCUUACCUUCGAUCAACUACUUACCAACUUCAUAGAAAGCUUCGAACAUAUAAAAAAGUUACUUUCUAUUCCGUUAUCGAUCUUUCAUUUU